Molecule: messenger RNA, 681 nt
Organism: Cricetulus griseus (Chinese hamster)
Lineage: Eukaryota; Metazoa; Chordata; Mammalia; Rodentia; Cricetidae
Source: RefSeq, a predicted model, not a curated record
AUGGUGUUUGAAAGUACAGACAAACGGGAUCGACGAAGACAGCCAAGAUUACUUGUCAGUUCACCUAACAUUGCUCAGCUGCCCAAGGAGCCCAGUACGGGCAAGGUUCCGGUUUUGGAUCAUCAGUGUCGACGGAGAGAAAACCAAUGGCAUGGCAAGCCCAAGAUUCUUCAAGUUCACGCCAAAACAACACUGGGGAUUCAAAAAGCCAUCUUAGCAGCUCGCUCUCCAGUUUUCAGAGCCAUGUUUGAACAUGACAUGGAGGAGAAAAGAAUAAAACGCGUGGAGAUCCAGGAUCUGGAGCCCCCAGUCUUCAAGGCAAUGAUGGACUUCAUUUAUACCGGGAAGGCACCAGACCUCCACAGCAUGGCAGAUGCUGUGCUGGCAGCUGCUGACAAGUAUGACCUGGAGCGUUUGAAGGUCAUGUGCGAGGAUGUCCUCUACAUGGACCUCUGUGUUGAGAAUGCUGCCCACAAUCUCAUCCUCGCUCACCGCCACAGUGCAGGGCAGCUGAAAACCAAGACCCUGGAUUUCAUUACAGCUCGUGCUUCUGAUGUAUCUGAGACCUCAAGCUGGAAGACAAUGUUGGUCUUACAUCCGCAGUUGUUAGCUGAAGCAUGCAGCUCCUUGGCCUCGACUCACAGUUCAUUACUUGGGCCUCCUCCCAAAUGCCUGAAGUAA